GUCCACGCGCCGAAUGUAGGUUAGAGCGAAAAGCAAGGGAGAGGUAGGGGAAGGAAAGAGAGACACAGAGGUGCUGAAGAGAAGUGCAUUGUUGUAUUGCUGACCGCAUACGUUCGCCUGUCGGAAAAGUAGCUCUAUUCUAUUCGGAUGAUACGGAAUUCACGUUCUACAGCCGACCUCGCAAUUUAUGACUUCUCUGUGACACUUUGUUUUUACCUAUUCGGACAAGCAUUAGGAAACAUAUGAGGAGUAGUUGCAUUUAUCUUAACUCGCAGCUCCUUUUAGGAGCGAAUAUAAAAUCUGACAUCGGCAGUCCUCCAUACUCUUCUCAUGCUUUGGAGUUCUAUGACUCGCAGAUAAUACAAAAUCAACAUGAGAGCUCAAAUCGAAGUGAUACCCUGCAAAAUAUGCGGGGACAAGUCUUCAGGUAUCCACUAUGGGGUCAUCACCUGUGAAGGCUGCAAGGGUUUCUUUCGCCGCAGCCAGCAGAAUAAUGCCAUGUACUCCUGCUCGCGGCAGAGGAAUUGCCAGAUUGACCGCACCAACCGCAACCGCUGCCAGCACUGCCGCCUCCAGAAGUGCUUGGCCCUUGGCAUGAGCCGCGAUGCGGUCAAGUUCGGCCGCAUGUCGAAAAAGCAGCGCGACAGCCUGUACGCUGAGGUGCAGAAGCACCAGCAGUCAGCAGCCGAGCGCAACUCCACGGUGCCCGUCAACGGUAGCCUGGGCAUGGUGGGCUCCCGUGGCAGCUCUAUUGGGGACAACGGAAUGGGUGACAGCAUGGGCCUGGGAGUGGGCGUGGGCCACAACACGCGCACCUACAGCCGCGGCUCCAGCGCCGCACUCAGCGACCUGGACGACAUCACAGACCUGCCCGACAACCUGCUGUUUGACCUGCCCCUCACGCCCGAGGGAGGCGCUGCCGGCGGGGGCAGCUACUGCAGCCUGGAGCUGCUGGACGGAGGCAGCGGCAGCGGCAGCUCACACAGCUCCUCGCAGAGCUCGCCCGAGCAGAGUUCAGGACAGGAGUUCAGCGACGGAGGCAGCAAUGGCGGAGGAGGAAGAGGAGGUGGCGGCAACACGCACAUCAAGCAGGAGUACCAGCAGCUGCUGCACGACACCAGUCUACUCACACAGACGCUGCUCAACGGCGGAGCUGACGGAUGUUCAAUGAUGGAGAUAGAUCGCAUCACCCAGAACGUGGUGAAGUCCCACCUGGAGACCAGCCAGUACGGCGCUGAGGAGCUCAAGAGGCUCGCUUGGACCUCCUACACCGCCGACGAGACCCGCUGCUUCCAGAACAAGCCUGUGGAUUUGCUGUGGCAGCAGUGUGCCAUCCACAUCACAAACGCCAUCAAGUACGUGGUGGAGUUUGCCAAGCGCAUCACUGGAUUCAUGGACCUCUGUCAGAACGACCAGAUCAUCCUUCUGAAAGCAGGCUGUUUGGAUGUUCUUCUGAUUCGUAUGUGUCGGGCCUACAACCCUGUCCACAACACACUGCUCUUUGAUGGCAAGUUCGCCAAUGCUCAGCUCUUCAAAUCUUUAGGCUGUGACGACCUUGUGAAUGCAGUCUAUGAACUGGCCAAGGGCUUCAAUCGUCUGCAGCUUACCGAUGAGGAGAUGGCUUUGUUCAGCGCUGCCGUGCUCUUGUCUCCAGACCGGUUAUGGUUGACAGACAUGCAGCAGGUGCAGAAACUUCAAGAGAAGGUCUACCUGGCACUACAACACAGCUUGCACAGGACAGGAACCUCUGAGGAGAAAUUGACAAAGAUGGUGUCCAAGCUUCCCAUGAUGAAGUCCAUCUGCAACCUCCACAUUGACAAGCUGGAGUUCUUCCGUCUGCUUCACCCAGACACGGCCUUCAGCUUUCCCCCUCUGUAUCGAGAGGUCUUCUGCAGCGAAAUCAACUUCCCUGACUCCACAGAAGGCUAAGCCAGGCACAGAGAAAGAGAGAGCGGACAGACAGAGUUUAGGGACAGAGAAAGAGAGAGAGAGUGGGGGGAAAGGUCAGAAGCGAAAUGGCUGAAGGCAACCAGCAGCUCAACGACAAUCCUGCACAGAACACUUUAGGAUACACUAACGCCCCCAUUUCUGACCUCUUGCCCUACCAGGGUAGAACUUGCACUGCACCAUGACUCAUGAGCAGGUCCAGGUUAUUGUUCUCACCAGAUCUAAGACACUAUUGGCUGGGUACUGUGCAUGCUACCUUAUAUUAUCUCUUCUCUUUUGCGUACUGGAUAGAGUCAUUUGGUUUCAGGGUUUUAUGUUGCCGGUGCUUGCACGGCCCCUAUUGUGGUAGGGCUAACCCACCUCAUGUUUCUUGGCCCUUAUUUUUAGUAGUGCAGAUUAUGUUGAAUGUACAGUACCGUGCCGUCAAAGCCGGCCACACAGUCCCAGGUUUCUGUGUGUAAUGCUAACUCGCCCAAAAUUUGCGCUUUUUAAAAUGCCUGAUAAUCUGACGUAGAUAUUUGCUCUAUGCUCUACAUUGAACUCAUCCUACGAACAAAACAGUUUAAAGGGACCAAGAUCAAACCACACCACCCACGCCGUGCAGAUAGUAGUAGUACGUUUCUCUCAUACGAAGGCUUUAUUAGUAUGCUAAAUCACUGUAAGUGACCCAGGGCCUAAAGUGGCACAGAGGCCUGAGUUCUUGCACAUGCAACACUAACGCAAAGCACUUAUGGUGCCGACCUGUGCAUGUUGUCGUGCACAGGCACACAGCCAGUGUUUUUAAGCUUUUAUUUUUCUUUUGUUUGUUUUUUUUUCAAAUGCAAUGGAAAACCUCAGUCCCACUUCCUUUUCCCCUUCAAAUGCCACUCGGACAGUGUAUGAGAUGGUGAGAGAGAAAAAAAAAACAAUUAUUUUUUUAAUAUUGCAUUAAUUUAUAAAUGCGCUCACAUUAGUUUGAAAUCUUGCAGAAAUUGAAAUGCAUACAUAUAUAUAUAUAAAUAUAUAUCGAGAGAGGAUAGAUUUAUUAGAUAUAUAUUAUAUACAGAUGUAGGCCCACAUAAAAUAUAUCGUGUCAGAAGGAAAAAAAAUAUUUUGACAAUUCCACAACAGUGAAAAUCCUUUCCCCCCUUUGUUAAUUAUAUGGCUGCCUCAGAACAGAAAAUCUGUGAUUGGUCGGCCGUUUAACAUUAUUUGGCAUCAGCAUUAUAGUUGAAAUUCCAGAGGCAGAUGAAAGAGCACUUAUUGACUCGAGAAGUCACGACCCCUACCUAACCACACACACAAACCUACACCACUGUCACAACCAACCACCCAUACCACCAAUGCCAGAGACUUCAAACAAGGAACGUUGUAGUCGGUCCCUCGCCUCUCUCAGGUCUCCCUGCUGACUGCCCCGUCCGGAAGUGUUCCGGACUCACAGAUUUAGUCACAGACUAACAAACUUUUGCUGGGGUUCUACCUCGCAGAGAGAGAGAGAGAGAGAGAGAGUAAGAGAGAGACAGAGGACAGAAAAGGUGCAGGGCAAGCUUCAGCUGGAAAAGAGCAUUCCGGAGGAGAGUAGCAACUGGAAUGUUGGGUCACCCACCCUACCCCACCCCACCCCCUCUUCCAAACUGCCUAACCCUCCAUAGCCUCCUCCCCAAACCCUAGAAGUGCUACACGAACCUCCAGUCAGGACAAGUACUGGGGGAGGGUGGUGACCAGACUCAGACUCUAGAGACUAUGGCUCGGAAAGCAGCAGUACUUACUGCCGGACACUUUAAAACUUGGCUUUGGAAAGAGAGAGACACAGAGACAUAUAAACGUGGACGAGAAAACCAGAAGAUGAAAAAACAAGCUGGAUGCAGGACAGCUGAGACUCCUCCCCUUUCCGGUUUCAAGGAGGCUUGCUGUCCCACUCUCUCUUCCCCCACAUGUGUGCUCGUCCCAUGUCUUUGCCUCAUCGUCUGUGAGAGUGCUUAAGUGAUUGAGAAUCAGCAAUGUGUUGUUGUCGCGCAUUCACCCUCAUUUUUGUCACCCAUUUCCCUUUUUAACCAUCCACCCCCUGAUUCACUUUAUGGCACAACUUAAAGUGUUGACAGAGACAUCAGCUACCCCCCUGAGUUAACACAUUUUGGUUAUAUAGAGAUCGUAUUUUACAUAGCUACCAAAGGACAGAUAAAGUAACAAAAGAUUAUUUUAUGCAGAUGUAUUUUUCCACACAAUUUGCUAGAGCUCGAGAUCAUACGAUUAUACACAAUUUUCUCAGUUGAUCUCUUUUUGUUUCAUCUCACGAUUACUCGUCCGCAUUUUACAGUGUUUCCAAAGCCUGGCCAUGGCUUUGGCUUCCUCCAGUGUUCAUAACCUCAGUGCAGUACAGUAGUAGAGACAGGGAGGUCCGUUCUUGCACAGUGGCAGAUUCUUAUCUCCAUUUGAGAGACUUUUUGGUGUGGCAGGAAAACCUCUUAAUAACGACCAGGCCCUUUGAGAAGGGGGGAUUUCUGAUGACCCCAUGGGCCAGAUUACAGUACUGAAAAGCUUUUUAAGAUGUGUCAAUAAGCAAAACUUCAAGAUAGCAAUUAUACUCAGAUGUUGUUCCUGUCCAGCUCUUUUAAUGAAAAAAAAAGUACUUCAGAACGUUUCACAUUUUUGCACUGCUGGAACAGUGCUCCUUCUCCGUAACUGUUAUAUACUUCUGGUGAUGAACUUGAUGAGAGUUAAAUGUAUUCAUUUGUUUAGUUUCUGGGUGCUCGAGACAUAAGGGGACUGUGCAAUAAUCAGUCUUUAGUCAUUUUCUCCAUUGUUAAAAUCUCCAGAAUCUCCCUAAAGGAGGUUUCUCUUGCUGCAUAAGCACUCCAGUAGGCAUCACUUCACCAACAACAGUCAUCACAUAACCCACUUUUCUGCACCAGUUAAAGUGGUAACUGACUUCAGUGGAUCCGUAUGGCAGUGCAAGACUGUAUACAUGGCUUUUUGUUAAGUGUCUAGAGUUUUAGAUCACCAAUGUAUGUUCAGCGAUGUACUUUACAAGUCAGAGAAAGAAAAAAACAAAACUGCCGUGUUUUCUUUCCCUAUUCAUGGAAGCAGUUUGACAAAAGGUGUGUGCAAUUAUCUUUACACUCGCAGUCACUCAGGGAGAUAGCUGGGCUCUCUGGCCGAAAAGUGUCUUCUUCAGUUAGCCUAGCAAGACACCUUGCACCGAAUAGAAGCCCUUAAAACCUUGAUCACUGUGUGCAGUAGUUGUUUUCGUGAAUGUUAAUCACCGAAGUAUCAAAGACUUUUACCCCUGUCUGAUAUCAAUAUAAUUACAGGACAUUCGAGCCUGACGUGUAGAAGUUUAUAGGAUCUAAAAAAUAUAUAAGUAUAAAAUAUUCAUUGUAUGUGUAACGCAUACAGUUGGUUUUAAUCUCUGAAUCUUGUAUUGGGUUUUUUUGUUGUGAUUAUUUGUUCCUUCAUUUCUGUCAUUUUCUGUAUUUUUCCCUCACCAAUGUAGUGUUCUCAUUUUGUCUCAGAGAACUAUAAUUCUAUUUUUUUUAAAGAUUUUUUAAAAGAAGACUUUCCGUGCAUGGGGUUAAGUUACAUCGAGUGCUUGAGCUCAGCAAAACUUCAGUAGCGAAAGUACUGGAUUUAAUUUGUCCCUGUAAUGAUCCCAUGUCUGUCAUGCUUUCAUUUUAUUUGAAAUUAUUAAAAUCACAUGUAGAUUUUAAUAAGUAUAAUUUAUGACAUUAAAAGCAAAUUAUAAGAUAUUAAAAAAAACAUGUUUUGAGCGGUAUUGUUGUACAAUGGGGAUCCCAAUAUGUGGAUUUAAGAAUGUAAUAAAGACUUUUACAAAAA
Molecule: messenger RNA, 5760 nt
Organism: Engraulis encrasicolus (European anchovy)
Lineage: Eukaryota; Metazoa; Chordata; Actinopteri; Clupeiformes; Engraulidae
Gene: rorca
Product: RAR-related orphan receptor C a
Exons: 11
Coding region: 373-1929 (518 amino acids)
Biological process (GO): regulation of transcription by RNA polymerase II
Cellular component (GO): nucleus
Molecular function (GO): nuclear receptor activity; zinc ion binding; RNA polymerase II cis-regulatory region sequence-specific DNA binding
Source: RefSeq, a predicted model, not a curated record